Molecule: messenger RNA, 570 nt
Organism: Penicillium robsamsonii
Lineage: Eukaryota; Fungi; Ascomycota; Eurotiomycetes; Eurotiales; Aspergillaceae
Exons: 1
Coding region: 1-570 (189 amino acids)
Molecular function (GO): FAD binding
Source: RefSeq, a predicted model, not a curated record
AUGGAGACCGAUCUACUGCGGUACUCUGAGCGAGGGAUUGUACGGAACACGAAGGUUGUAGAUGUCAAGAUUGACGAAGAGGGAAAUUUUGAGUUCCCGGUGCUUGUGACUCUGUCUACGGAUGGUUUUGAGAAGACAGUUCGCACGAAGCAUCUUAUUGGUGCUGAUGGGGCGCAUUCGGUCGUCCGGCAGUGUAUGGGGCUGUGGCUGGAAGGAGAGUCUGGGGACCUUCUUGAUCGAAACAGUGUCUCUGUACAAGCACUGGAGGCAGUCACCUUGCUAGAAGCACAGUUCCCCAAGUCGACUAUUGAGCAGAUUAUUCUGCAUCCCCAGCUGCAUCGGUCCUUUGAGUGGAACGACGUGCCGACAUGUGUGAAACAACAAACUGAGAUGCGCUUCUAUGAUGGGUCAGCUUUAGGUGAUGCAUAUACUACCUAUGGUGUAGACUCAGCACAGGGCACAUUGGUGGUGGUCAGGCCUGAUGGGUAUGUUGGCGUUUUUGCUUGUCUUAGUGAGUGCAGAGGGUGGGUGAAUAUACGAGGCAGUGCAUUCGGACUGUCUAGUAAUUAG